CGAGUAUUCGAGUAUUCGCACGCGCCUCACGAGACAAUCAACCGGAUUAUCAGAGCCUCGAAAGUCUGCGAUAUUACGACGACUUACUGAAACGCGACUUCAGACUUCGAAAAGUGCGGUUGAUCAGUUAGCUGCUCGAGUCCACGAAGCGACACAUGGUUGUGUGCCCCCAGCUACAAUAACCAUGCAGGACCCAUACACAGGACAACAACCUGCGGCGCCACCAAAGCAAUACGACGGUAAAAAUGGCAUGCCGAAAUAUGACGAGAAAAAUGGGGGUCAUUACGGCGCGAGUGCCGUCAUCGCUACCAGUGGCCAUGCACCUGCACAAGAGACGUUCACCGGCCAUUGGACGAACGUUUCACAAGGAUUAAGUGGGCCCUAUCGUGACAUUUUAAACACAUAUUGGCAGAACCAGGUGUGGAAAUUAGAGCAAGAGGAACAUGACUACAAGUUGCAUCAACUUCCUCUGGCGAGAAUCAAGAAGGUCAUGAAGGCAGAUCCCGACGUCAAAAUGAUCUCUGCAGAGGCACCAAUCCUCUUCGCAAAAGGCUGCGAUGUCUUCAUUACAGAAUUGACCAUGCGGGCUUGGAUUCACGCCGAAGAGAACAAGCGCCGUACACUCCAGCGAAGUGACAUUGCCUCUGCGCUUGCAAAAUCAGACAUGUUCGACUUCCUCAUCGACAUUGUACCGCGUGAGGAUGCCACUCCCUCACACAAGCGAAGGCCAGAGUACAACGCCGCGGGCGCGUACACCGUCCCAGAAGCAGCACAAGGCGGCGUCGAGGCUGGUGGCAUGGGUGCAGCGCCGGACUACAGCGCCGGUGUCGACCAAACCCACCUACCGUCACAUGCGCAGUACCAGCAACAAAUGGGAGCAUAUCCACCACAGCAACAGCAUGCACCACCACCUCCGCCGGGCGCAUACGCGGGACAGCCUAUGUUCGAUCCGAACAUGUAUUCUGGAGGAGGAGGAUACCCCAUGGCACCGAUGCAGGGAAUGCCGCAACAGAAUCAGUCUUAGUGUAAUAUGUUUCAUGUCGUGUCAUUGCCAUCGCCGAUGCCCAUGCCGCUCCCGAUAACCUUCCACGGAGCUCGGCUCAGAUUCAUAUCACCGCAAGACGGCGGCAAGAAUGACGACCAAUCCUCCCAAGGACAGUGAAGCACAUCCCUAGAGGUCUUCGAUAGUGUCUGACAGUGUUCAUGUCUGACUUUUGUGGUCAUUUCAUUGGCAGAGGAGCACUGAAAGCCAGGACAGAACCGAGAAGCUAUUC
Dissoconium aciculare CBS 342.82 is the source of this 1274-nucleotide messenger RNA. RefSeq names its product histone-fold-containing protein. The coding region runs from base 185 to 1024 and encodes 279 amino acids. Gene Ontology annotation, cellular component: CCAAT-binding factor complex; nucleus. Gene Ontology annotation, biological process: regulation of DNA-templated transcription. Lineage: Eukaryota; Fungi; Ascomycota; Dothideomycetes; Mycosphaerellales; Dissoconiaceae. The transcript is spliced from 3 exons. Gene Ontology annotation, molecular function: protein heterodimerization activity; DNA binding; DNA-binding transcription activator activity, RNA polymerase II-specific. The record is from RefSeq and is a predicted model, not a curated record.